Molecule: messenger RNA, 339 nt
Organism: Alternaria burnsii
Lineage: Eukaryota; Fungi; Ascomycota; Dothideomycetes; Pleosporales; Pleosporaceae
Exons: 1
Source: RefSeq, a predicted model, not a curated record
GGGCACGCUGCGUCUGCGGCAAGGGCGAUUGAGCGAAGGAAUGGUUCAAAGAGCUGGUGCUAUGGACUAGAGAGUGGCAGUGUUCUGGCUGCGCAUACUCGUUCGCGGUCGAGUGUGGCUAUGGCAGAGCUCGUGUCCCUGGGUGCUCGAGAGACUAUCAGGUGGCGAGACGACGCGACAAUCACGCUGUUUGCUCAAGGGAAAUGGCUGGCAAUCUCAGAUGCUGGCUUUCCAGAGAGCACAAGGCAAACAAGACCCCCAGCCAAGGCCAUGGACCUUGUUGUGCCUUUGCGAAAUACCCAAGACUUGCACUGCCCCGAUGCCAACCUCGAGCGCUAA